Molecule: messenger RNA, 12704 nt
Organism: Homalodisca vitripennis (glassy-winged sharpshooter)
Lineage: Eukaryota; Metazoa; Arthropoda; Insecta; Hemiptera; Cicadellidae
Product: core histone macro-H2A.1-like
Exons: 8
Coding region: 137-1261 (374 amino acids)
Cellular component (GO): nucleosome
Molecular function (GO): structural constituent of chromatin; protein heterodimerization activity; DNA binding
Source: RefSeq, a predicted model, not a curated record
UUCUGCUUGAGUAUUGUAUUGUGUUCAUGUUGUUCUUCUCGUCUUGUAUUCUAUAAUCAUUGUUGUGUUAUUGAUGUUUAUGUUUUAUGUGUAGUAGAGCUUUUCCCUUGUAGCUUAGUAUAUUUGUGUCUCCAAAAUGUCUUCAAGAGGUAUAAAAAAGAGACAAAAACCCAUAUCUAAAUCUCAGAGAGCUAAUGUUACAUUUCCUGUUGGUAGGAUGAAGAGGUUCUUGAAAAUGGGUACUCACCGGCUGCGCAUUGGAAUUGGUUCUCCAGUUUAUAUGGCUGCGGUAAUCGAAUAUUUGACAGCGGAAGUGUUGGAACUUGCGGGAAACGCUGCUCGAGACAACAAAAAAGGACGAAUUACUCCUCGUCAUAUUUUAUUAGCUGUUGCGAAUGAUGAAGAAUUGCACUGCCUGUUGAAAAACGUGACCAUAGCGUCUGGAGGGGUUAUACCUAAGAUCCACCCUGAGCUGUUAGCGAAGAAGAGAGGUGGAAAGUUUGUGCUUGGAAAUAACAUGCCACUAACAGUACCAUACAAAAAAGCCAUUGCCACUAAACCCGUUAUUCAUAAAAAGCAGGUGGUGGCUGUACAGAGCAAUCCUUCAUCUCCUGCCCCACCCUCGCCUUCCGCUGCAAAAGUGAGAGGAAAGAUAGGGAAGGCCAAAGAUGCUGCAGCAGCAUCUCCCUCUACUCCCUCUGUCACUAUUCUCUCUGAGAAGAAGCUAUUUCUGGGACAAAAGCUGACGCUAGUGCAAGGGGACAUCACUGUGAUGUCUUCUGAUGCCUUGGUGCACCCGACAAACGCUGCUCUGACGAUGAUGGGUGAAGUUGGCCAGUCUUUAGAAAAGAAAGGUGGCAAGGACUUUUUACAAGAAAUUCAGUCUCUCAAACAAACACACGGGAGUUUGGACAUAGCUGAAGCUGUUAUAUGUGCGGGUCAUAAUUUCACUGCAAGGUGGGUGAUCCAUGUCAACUCACCGGGGUUCAAUGAGGCAGAUUCGCUGGACAAGCUGGAGAGAGCAGUGCGGAAUUGUCUGACUGUGGCUGACCAGAAGAACAUCAAAUCCCUGGCUUUGCCAGCCAUUGGAAGUGGCAGGGCUGGAUUCCCCAAACAACAGGCUGCCAACACUGUCCUACGAUCGAUCUCAAACUACUUCUCAUCCACACUGUCCUCUUCCGUGAAGCAGAUCUUCUUCGUGCUAUGGGACAUGGAGAGCAUCGGUAUCUACACGGCCGAACUGGCCAAGUUGGACUCAUAGGUUUAACUUUCUACUGUUGGCCAAUACUGGGGGUCAAUGCUAGGGAUGUACAGGGUGUGGACCAACUGUUGCUACUGCCGUCACAUUUUUUAGUUGCUCACCACACCCUGUGCACAAUGUGCAUUAGUUGGUUCAUUUUAAAAUUUCAAAUCUAAAAGUAAAUAAUAUUUUUUCAGGGUCAAUAAAAGCUAAAAUUGGAAUAAAUUUUAAAAUGAAGCGAGCUAGGGACUAGAUUGUCUUAAGGUACUUGUAACUAAACAUUAGAGAUUUCACAAUACAUUGAGAGCAUUCACAGUGGGGAUCCAUCCGCUACUCGAGCCGUGUGUCUUUCAUCUUCUAAGACAAAUAGUUUGUAGAUAAGAAAGAGAGCUUUCCAAUAAUUAUUAGACUGGCUUUAAGUCUCUUCCAUUCGAUUCUUAACUCAUAAAGCUCCUGGUCUGUUUUCUUAAAUUAAAGAUUUAAAUGUUUUAGUAUAAAUGUUUGUAUCUGCAAAAGGAGCCAGAGUGAGAUAAAUAAAUACAAAUGUAUCCCUGACUUCCCAUGUUGGCCAAAGAGACAUGGAUCUCUCCUAGAGCGCUUGAAGGUCUCAUGUAGGCCAGUACCAGAUGACCAAUAGGUUACUGUAGUCUUAUUGUCUCUUUUCUUACCUUAGUGUUAAUUGUUGCAUUUAGGAGAUACCAGUUUAGUUCAAUGUACAACUCAGUGUACGUUUUAUCAGUUAAAUGUAACAUUUGUGAGAGUGAUAGUUAGUGCCAGUGCUCUAAGAAUUUCUAACUACAUUUUUAAAUGUAGCCAAUUAUUAAAAAAAUAUGGUUAAUUAUAUUUUGUUUUGUGAAUAUGCCCAAUAGUAAUAGAAUAAAAUAUUUUAAUGGUUUAAUAUAUUCCAAUUAUGCACUCUUAAUUCUUCUGUAAUACUAUAGAUAAAUAUAUAUUAGUUUUUUAUCAAUUUAUGAAUUUAUAUAAAAAAUUAGGAAAAAUAAAUUUCAAAUGGGAUUUAUAAGAGAUGUCAGUUAUCAGAUUGUAUUAAUGAAAAUAAAAAAAUACAAUAACCCAUAAAUAUUAAAAUAAUGAUUCAAGGGGAAAACAUUAAUUUAAAUUUCUACGAAUUUGAUCUAUAAUAUGUUUUGAGCCAUUGUGCUCUUUAAUUAAGUUUGUUUACAUUUUCUGUUAUAAAGAUUAUUGAGCUUUUGACAAAAUAUCUAAUAUGUAAAAUAGUGUUUUGUAAAACAUCUCUAUUUAUUUCAGCUAUUCUGUAAUAGGUAAACAUUACAUUUUAUUAUUUUCACAUAACAGUUUUUUUUUUAUUUCAACAAAUGAAAUUUAUAUUGUGGUUUGAAGGCAUAUAAAAUAUUAAUUUUUUGAUUUUUUUCUACCUUGUAACUGUUAAAAUAUUUUGAAUUAAUUUAUUUGUUAGUUGCUGUACAAAAUAAUACAAACGCACAAUCAAUAACAUCUUUAACAUGUUUCAAAGUAACAAUUAAGGCAUGUCUUGUUAUUCAAGUAUUUAUAAUGAGAGUAAAGUAUUUAAUACUAGAAAACAAUUUAAACAAUAUAAAUUUUUACUAUGUUAUUGGUUUGUAAAUAAAAUUAAAUACUACAGUUAAUUUUUGUGUUUGACAUUUUUUAAAGAAUAAGAUUAUGAAGUCUUCAUUCAAACUGGUGGUGAUUAUAAUCUAUCAAAUACAUAUCUGUAUUUUUUAAAUAGGAAAAUUUAAAGCCAGACUGAGAAGUAAAAGAGACUAUUACUUAAGUAUUUCACACUUAAGUCAUCCAUUACGCACAAUCUACGCACAAUACUUUACUAUGGCACAAUUCAUUGUGUAUAACGCACAAAGCAUAUCAAAACGCACAAAUGAAUGUUUUUAACCAACGCACAAGUCUAAGAAAAUGCACAAAAUACAUUAGUUAGUACGUAACAUUUGGUGCAGUUGUUUAAGUAUCUUUUAAGGGGAUUUUUUUUGUAAAUUUUGUUAUAUUGUUUGAAUUGUUGCAUCCUAUGAUAGUUUAACAUUGAGAAUUUUAAGCUUUAUUUGAACCCUUUUAGGACCAAAAGGCAGUUACUGGAUAGUAACAGUUUUAUGCCAUUAAAAUACCCACAAUCAGCCAAAUUCCAAAAUAUAACUUUCCAUGUACAUACAAUUUAGUUUUUUUAUAGUAAAUAAUUUAGUUAAUAGAAAAAGUUAUUUAACAUAAAAUUUUUAAGUACCCCUUUGAUGUCCCAAAAUUUGCUUUGGAAAAGCCAUAUUGUAAUUUUUAUCAGUUGUAAAUCAAAUUGAAAAAAUUGUUUACUAAAUGAAUGAAUCAGUGAUAUUUGAGUUAUUUGUGCAUGUAUAAUACGAGUAUACAUUUUCAUAUUUUUAUUAAUUUUCUGGUUGGUAAAAACAAAUAAAUAUAUAAAAUAAUAAAUAUGGUUUCAUUUUACUAAAAAAGAAAGAGAAUUUUUGGGGAAACUUUUGGUUAUAUUAAAAUUUAAAAAAUAUACUGAGUUAUUAAAACUAUUUUUCUAAGACUUAAAAUAUGCAUCACAAGCUAUUUUCUGUAUUAUAACAAACAAUAAGUGCCAACGUAUAAUUUUUCAUCAGGUCCUGAAAGGGUUGUAAAAUCUGUUACAAAUGAAAUAUACAUUUUAAAAUUUUACUCCUUUGGAUAAUUUUGACAUUGAAAGUCCCAGUUUUUGUUGCCCAUAAAGUAGUAGUAUAGGUGAUUUGGUAAAUCUGAUAAAACGCUUUAGCUUUUGUACUCAAUAUUAAGGUGACGUUCCUUUGUUGGCUGUCCUGUAUAGUACUGAGGGGAGACAAUACUACAACUCUGUGUCAGGAGGAGGUGUCUCGUAAAGCUGACUGUCACACAAAGGAGAUUCGCACAAAAUAAACAGUAACAAACGCACAACUUUGCACAAAUAUUUUUGUAUCAACAUAGAGUCUUUAUGUUGUUUUUAUUAGGAACAAAUAUAAAUUCACUAUUAUAUUAAUAGUGUUUUGGGAAAAUUGUUAUUUCUGAUAAGAACCCAUUAUCAAAAAUUGAUUGAUUGGUCAAAUAUAUAAACAAUUAAUUACAGAAUUAUUACAUAAUCUGUUCUUUUUUUAAACAAAUAAGUAGGUGCUAGCAUAUGGAAUCUACUUUGUGUUUUAGCACAACUUAUAAUGAUUUUAUUUACUAUAUAUUCCUGUUUUGUUUACAACUUUCUUUUUCUCUCAUUACCCUUUAACCAUAUUUAUUGCUUUUUUGUCUAUUGUUACAAUAUUAAAAAGAUUUUCACUUAAUGGAUUAUUGUAACACUUAAAAAAAAUUAAUGCAAUUGGUAACUUUAUAUGCGAAAUAUAAAAGAGUGUAUAUUAAUAUUGUUCAAUUUUAAUUUAGUAUUUACGUGUCUUUUUAAUCAUAGUCAUGUUGGGUGUUUAGUAGCAACAUUUUUACUCAGAGAAUAAGAAGUGUAGACUGAGAAAGGGAGUUUAAAUUUUCAGUAACAUUGUUUUUGUUUUUUUUUUACGUUAUUUUUAUACAUAGAUAUGUUCAUUACUUUUGUGUACCCUCUUAUGCUUGCUACAUUACAGGUGUACACUUUCUUUAAUCUUAAAUUCUACUACAACACAAUUAAUGAGUUGAAUACUUGCCUACCAUACCAUAAUAUAAUAUUCAUAUAUUAUUCAUAUAAUUUUGUUAGAAAUCUUCACUGUGAAGUACCCUUAAAAACAAAAUAAAUAUAAAAAUAUGCUUUCUUACAUAGAGUAUUUACAAUAUUUCAAAAUAUUAUAUAUAUAAAACAUUAAGUCCUUUUUAAUUUGACAUGGUCAAAUACUUUUUACAACAGUCAACCAAAAUUGUGAUGGAAGGGUAUUUGGCUGGAUGAAAUAAAAAGUUUAAAACUGAUAACCUUAAAUGUUCAAAGUUAUUGCAAAUAUACACGUUGACGUGUGUUAUAAAUAUUUUGUAAUUAGGUUAAUUAACAGCCCUUCUCGUUAGGCAAGAAUAUCUCUGAAAUUGGUUUUUACUUUGUACAUUCUAUACAAAUGUGAGGUAGUGCACUCUUUAGUGGACUAGAUCCAGUUUUCAUAAUUUCUCAAAUACAGUACAGUUAUGUCUAUCUGAACCAAGCAAACAGUACUCAAGAAUAUGUAUACACACUUACUGUUAUCCUUAUCAGUUUCAGUUUCUGUAGGGAGCCAUCGUCAACUUUCAAGGUGUGGUGAAAACAAGAGACUGUUUAAAUUCGUUAUUCAGCUUUUUUGUUGAGUUAUUUAUAUCUUACAGUGAGAUACAUUAAUAUUUUUUAGUACAUUAUAUUUUAUACUAUCUAAAGUAUUGUUGAGUUUAGCUCCAGUUUACCUUCCUCUUAAGUGCAGCAUCUGAAAUCUGCAGGGGUUCGUUUUGAGCUUCUUCGUUUUUUGUCACCGACUAUUGUUGGAUCCUUCAGACGAGCAUGACUCCAGAUUUCAGGAGUCAAGUAUCCAACAGCAUCAGAUUUCAGAUGCUUCACUGAAGAGGAAGGUGAACCGGAGCUAAACUCAACAUUCACAUGGAAUCACCCCUUCCCACCAUAGCUGCAUUAUGUGUAUAGUAUUGUCUUGGGCUUUUACUGCACUGCCAAUCAAAUCUAACUUAAAGGUAAAAACAAUUAUGUAAAAAUGUGAUAUUGCUCAUUGAGAUAUUCUUGUCUGCUAGGAAGUUUUUGGAGACACUGCAUAUAGAUUUUUGAAAUUCUUUACUUUUCUUUAAGUUAUUUAAAUUUUUUAAUAUGAACUACAUUUUAGUUGUUUUUUUAUGUUUUAGAGCACUGGUAAUUUAGAAAAAAUUUGUAGAUAAUGCCUUGUGGAUGUACAAUUUUUCAAUGUUCUUCACAAACCUGUUCCAACCUGUGUGCUGAGUUUAGGGGGGUUUGAUGAGAUUACUUUAGUGCAAUCAAACAGUGAUUGAUUUCUUCAUCAGUUUUAUUAUCGAUUAAUGUACUAAUUUUUCAGUACUUAGUGUUUUAAGUAGAUUUUAAAAUAUUUUAGAAUUUAUUAAGUAUUGCAUUUAAUUAAUAUAAUUGAUAUUGUAUUUUGUUUUGUUUUAAAAAUUCCAAUUUAUAUAAAUAUAAUAUAUAUAUAAAUAUAUUGAUUACAAUAUAAGUUAUGAAUUAGUUAAUCUUAUUUGUUGAAGUUUUUGAGGAAAUUUUAUUAGUUUUAUGUUACAUAUGAUCUUUGUAACCUUAGUUGAAUUAUUAUGGUUGUUUUCAUUUCUGCUGUUGAUGUUUGUGAUAGUAUUUGUUCAAACAGAUGUUAUAAACAAACUGUAUGACCUGUAAAAUUAGCCUUUUCUAAACGUUGUAUCGUGAAUCAACUGACACAUUUUAUGUAAAUUUGAUAAAACAUUAGAAUUGUUGCGAGAUACUGAGCUCUUUUAACUAUGAGUGCUUAGCUGCAAUAAUCUCUCCUUUUGAACCUUUUGAAUCUCUCAUAUUUACCACAUUCUGUUACAGACAUUAAACAAAAUUAUGAAAUUAUUAACUUAAUGAGUUGGUAUCAUGUUUAUGUUGAUAAAGAAUUGUAACCAAUUUAUAAAAGGAAAAAUGUAUGAGACUGGUAAGCAUUCAGGCAAUUAUCAUUUGUGUAUAGAUUUUUACCUGAACUGUUAACAUCUUCAUACUGAGCGAUAGUGAGUACUUUUUACUAUUCGUAUGCACUAGGGUGUCUAUUCCAGUCAAUGUGUUAUAGAUGAACUAUGACUUGGUUAAUGAAGGUUGUCAACAUGUAAGAAAAUUCAAUACCCAAAGAAUGUUUAAAAGAAAACUACAGGGUGGGGCAGGGAAGUAUCCCUAACUUUGAAGGUAAAUUAAAAAAAAACGAAAAGUGUUAGAACAAAACUUUAUUGUGGCAUCAAAAGGGUACAGAUGGAAGUUAAUUCUUACUUUGUUUUAAACAAUACAUCAUUCAAGUGAUGUCCCUCAUUGUCAACACACUGAUCUAGUCUGGUUCUGAAGUUCUGCAUAACUCUGCGAAGCAUUUGUUAUGUUGCAUUUGUUUGUUGUUCGCGGGCAACUUCAACGCGAAUUGCAUCCUUCAAGUCUUGUAGGGUUCUGGGUCGAUGUUUAAACACUUCACUCUUGAGGUAUCCCCAUAAAAAGUAAUCACACGGAGUUAAAUCCGGCGAGCGCGCAGGCCAUGGAAUGUCACCAUACCGGGAGAUUAAUCGCCCGGGGAACAUUUCCCUCAAAACAGCCAUCGAAUGUCUAGCAGUAUGGGCUGUGGCACCAUCCUGCUGAAACCACACUACUCCAAAAUUAUUCUGUUGCAAUUGUGGUGCAAGAAAUUGUUGGAGCAUGUUUACAUACCGCUCGGAAUUGAUGGUAACACAACGAUUGUCCUCCUCGAAGAAAUAAGGCCCAAUUAUGCCUUCACUGCUGAUUGCACACCAAACAGUCACUUUUUCACUGUGUAGAGGCCUCUCAUGAACUACCCUAGGGUUUGCACCACUCCAAUAACGCAUAUUCUGCUUAUUAACAACUCCAGAAAUGUGGAAGUGCGCUUCGUCACUAAACAAAACUCGUGCAUCAUGAGGCAAGUCAGCAAUUAAAGUUUCACAUGCCUGUACUCGUUGUUGCCAGUCCCGUUGUGUGAGUUCUUGAACGAUGACCAUCUUGUAUGGAUGGAAGUGGAGUUCUUCGUGGAGAAUACGACGCACAGUGCGAUUAGACAAUGCAAGGGCGGAUGCAUGCUUGCGGGCAGAACGCUUAGGAGACUGCAAGAUCGAUCUUCUGACACGGUCAAUGUUUUCUGGAGUUCGGACAGUUCUCCGAGCCCCAACUCUCUUUUUCACUACACUACCACAUGCACGGAAGUUUUCCACCCACAACAAAAUGGAUUUGCGGUCAGGAACAGGGUUGCGAGGGGGAAUCCGAUAACGAGUUCGCAGCGCACGCUGCACUGCAACAAUAGACUUAUUCUGAGAAAAAUACGUCUCGACAGCAAAAGCGCGUUGCUCAUUCGACCAAGCCAUGUCUACAACUGACAGCGCUACUAUCGGAAAAUUCCGUGGCCACAGCGUCAUUCGAACCUACCCCCACUCCUCCAACAUGUCCCCACUACUCACUAUGCCACCUCGAAAGUAGGGAUGUUUCCCUGCCCCACCCUGUAAAACUAAAAAUGUUUAAACCUUGACAUUUUUUGCUAUUCUGAAACUCCAUAACUCCUGAGUUACACUGUCUGGUAUUGGGAAUUAUGCCACAACAUGCUGCUGUAAGGUGUGGGCGUAAACGUGACAUGCUCAUAUUUGAAAGAGCUCUGUAAAAAUUAGGAAAGCUUUAGGAAGUGAAUGUUAAUAAAGGUUGCUGUCUUGUAUCAAAAUUGUUUAGUUUACCAAACACAGUACCUUGUAAUACACAGCAUUGUGUCAUAGAGAUUCUCAGGGUGUUAUGAUUAUUUCGAACCUUUUAUAUUUUCUGCUCAAAUGUAGGUCCUUAACACGAUAACCUCAUUUCUAGUUGUGCUCAAUCCUAAUCUAUUAUCUAAGUAUUGUAUUUUAGCUCAGAGAUUAUGAUUCAAUGUUGUAGUAUAAUAGAUUUUAGGGGAAAGACAUGUAAAAAUUGACUUAAAAGAAGAAAAAUUUGUAAUGUGAUUAUUAUAUUAUAAGUCCAUUAACCAAGGAACGUAAUUCUUGACUCGGGCAAAUAUUUCUUACUAUUUAAUUGUUGUACUAACAAAUAAAAUUUAUAAAUGGUUUAAAGAUUAGUAAAAAUCAUGUAGCACACAAAGUGAAAUGAGUGAAUUGUAUGUUUUAAAUUGAACAUUGAGAUUAUUUUGGAAAAUGCACAUCAAAUUUCUUUUUGAAACCAAACCUUUUUUGUAAAAAAUCAUGUCAGCAUCAUUUUUAUUCUGUUUUAAUCGCAUAAUGAAUUUUUAAGUUGUAAAAAAUAAAAUUGUUUUAAAUUUUUUAAUAUUGUUUUACAUAUAGUAAAUGUAGUACAUACAAGAUUGUUUUUCAUAAGUACAAAAAAAAUAAAAGUGUUGAUUACAGAACAGCGCACAAUGAUCUGAUUGCAGGAUAUCUGCAUUUCUUUAGUCUUGGGCAAUAAAAUUAGUGCCACAUACCUGAAGGAAAAUAUAGAAAACUACCUAAAAUGAAUAUUCUUGAUCAUUAAUCUUCUGUUCUAAAAUUUGAUAGUUUGCAUAAUUAAAAUUGGGCUACAUAUCUCUUUUGUUUUGUAACAUUUGUGUUAUUAAAGUUACUGCAUUAAUUGGAGAUUUAAUUUUAUAAACUGGCCAUGAAAUAAAUAUUUUAACUAUUUUUCUUUAGUUGUUUACCAACAUUAGUUUCUAUGAUAUUUCUAUACAAAGUUUUAAAAUUGUAUAAAUAUUAAUAUUUUGUUGCCUAGGUCUGGUACAGUUGAUAUUUAAUCAUGUAACCUUUAUCUGUUAGUACUGUAAUUCAGAUAGCAGCAAUAAAAAUAAUAGUAAGGAGAAAGAAACAAGAAGGCACCUGAAGCCUACUAAAGCUGUUUGCAGGCCAGAUAGAUAUUUUGGUCUAUCACCUUUCUUUGUGCUUAUAUUUGUAAAAGUUCAAAGUCUUCACUUCGUAUUAAAAUAGCACUGUGCUGCAGAAUCUUGAGUAGUUAUUUUUAAGAUUUGAAAAUAUUUAUUUAGUUCAAAACUUUUUUAACACUAUUAUGCAUGAUUUGGUUAUUUAUUAGGAUGUAAUUAACUUACUGUCAAUCUUAAAAGAGGAACUCAAAUAGUAAUCAGAUCAGAUUUAUGCAUCAAGAAUGAAAAAGUAUGUGAAAGAUUUGAGGGUCGUCCAUAAUGGCGGCUGGACCCAUCUUAGUUUUUUUUUAAUCUGAUAGUUAUAGCUCAUCAUAUAAAUAUAAAUAAAAAUUAUACACCCUACUUGAACAUUUAAUACAAGUUUUGGAUGCAUAUUGAUUAUAUUUUUUAAACGAGACAUUUCACCUGAUUUUACAUAAGUUGUAAUCAGACAGAGCUGUCCUAAUGACCUCUGAGAUUGAUAGACAGCUAAAAAGACAAUAUUCAGUGUGUUCCAAAUUGUAUGCGCACGGAAGAGAUUUUGUGAACUAUAAGAAAUACUUUAGGCCAUUGGAUUUAAAAAAUUAUCGCUCACAAAGUUUGAACACUCAGAGCAACACGCAGUGUUGUAAUCAUAGAACGUGCGUGAUGCAGAGAAGAAGCUGUAUUGAAAACCUUUUUUGUUUAAAGCUACUUGUCAAUGGAGCUUUACAUUUUCAUUUCUAUUACAUAAAAUAAUUAAGUUAUUUAUUUUAUACCUUUUUAGUUAGAAUAAACUAAGUUGCAUUAAAAAUUUAAUUAGGCUCUUUUAACUAUUUUUAUACGAUUAUGAUACAAUUUGAAACUAACAUACUAUUGUGUUAAUCAGUCACAAAAAUUUUAGUAACAGUCAUUUUUAGACUAGUCUUGUUAUAUGAUUUCUAUGUUUUACUAAACAUAGCUGAUUCCAACACUGUGUGCAGUGAAAUAUCAGUCAGGUUUAUCAACCAUCUGAAAAGUCUAAUAAAGAUUUCAUUCAAAUAACCAUACAAAAAUUGUUAUUAUUAGUUAUUUGAUGAAACCUACAAGGAUAAUGUAACAUAUAUGGUAUUUUUUAAACCAAUUAAAAAUCUGCUUUCUAUUGAAUAGUUAAAAAAUGGGUCGCUGCAUUAACAAAUUUUACUUGAACCCUACAUUUCUUGCUUGCUGGUCUUGAAAAAUAGUUCAUUAUAAUAUUUAAAAACUAGAAUGUUCAUGCAGAUGUCAUAUUCAAAACAUUUCAAUAUUGGUACUAAUAAAGAUCCCUUCAGUGUGUAUAAUGUUUGGAAGAGACUGUAUAUAAUAUUAUUUACAUUUGGACAAAAAUAACUUACUUAAUGUGGUCCAUUUACAAUUUCUCCACAACCAUUUUAUUAAUGGUGCUUGUUAGUUGAAGAUUAAAUCUGUCUGUAACAAUCUUUUACCCAAUCAAAUAUUCCAUCAUAAAAAAUAUUCAGGGUAAGAAUUUACUACUUCUAAACAGGAUUUUUGUGUUAUAAAUGAUAAAUUAUUUUCACAGCCUCAAUGAACAUUUAUUUUAUCACAUUAAUUUAAACCAACAAAAUGUUAUAGUUUCCUAGAUUUUGAUCACGUUAUAAGACGUAAGAAUGAAAGUUGGGUUUGGUGCAUCUCUAUGUUUUGUCCUUUAAAUAUGCAAUAUAUCCAAGCUAGGAUACAUUUACUGUGGAAAUUAUGUUAGGCCAUUAAUAUUUUGUAAUUAUGGCAAAUAAUCAUUCCAGUCUUUAAUUGUGAUAUUUGAGUUAUGAAAGCUUGUUAAUUGAUGAAACUGUGAGCAAACGGAAGUUUUUGUUAGGUAUGUUAAUCUGUAUGGACUUUGUUAAUAAGCGUACCAUAUUUAAAAGAGUUAAAAAUUGAUAAUUUUUGUGCUAAUAUUUCUAUUGCAACAGAUUUAAUAUAGAUUUUUCUUUCAUAGAUGUACUGAAAUAUUAAUAAUAUUUUAUAUUUUGUUUUUUUAUAAAAUAUAUUUUACUGUCUUGAUUAUAAUAUGUUUGACAUUACAUAUUUGACAAGUUCACAAUACCAUGUAAAACUUGGCACUUCAUAAACAAAAUUUUAUAAAGCAAACACUGUACUUGUAUAAUUUGUUUUUAAAGCAUCUCUUUUCAUUGAUGGUUUAGUAUUUAUUAAAAACAAAUGAAUAUAACAAGUAAAAGUCUGGAAAAAUACUCUAAAAUGAUUCGUAAAAUCUGAGACGUCUUGGUUAUUAAGUCAGCUGUGACACUCAUAGAAUAGAGGGUUGAACUACUGGUUUUAUCGAGAGAUUGUUCUCUUCUAUGGAGUUUUUCUUGUGGGAGAAGGAGGUCAAUUAUUGUCAUCAAUUUUUUUGUCUUAAUAAUAAUUACAAUUACCAAACGCUUAGCAAUUGUGAGGGUAUUGGUACACCAUGACGCAUUCCUACACUACAUGAAAUGUGCCAUCGUGUUGUGAACUAGUUAUAAAAACCAUUGUUGCAAUCUCAAGAUUGUUUUGAGAUUGAUACAUUUAUAAGAUUUAAUACUGAAUAUAAGUAAUAUUGUAAUAGCAACUUACAGUUAUAUUUUGAUUUAAAAUUAACCGUGUUAAUUAAAGUGGACCAGUGCUAAAGUGGAGUUUUAUAUUUAAAACAUAUUCAUUUCAAUUAUUUGUUCAACUGAAUUUUACUUAUACUUUAUGUUGAAAAUAAAAGUAUUGUCCAUAAAGUAAUGUGGUUUUAUCAACUAUUAAGAGAUUUUGUUAGUCUUUUAAGAUUUAAAGUAAUACAACUAUUCAGACAAGAAAGAAACAUUUAGUGAAACAUUUGUAACACUAGCUUUGGAUAAUCUCACAUCCCAAAUUAUUGUACUAUGACAAGUUGGUAUUAUUGUAAAAUGGGGUUAAGUUUACUGUACAUGUCAGAGCUCGUUAGAUGUUAAUAAAAUGUGUCUGUUCUU